This is a messenger RNA of Scutellospora calospora, 840 nucleotides long. NCBI's taxonomy places the organism in Eukaryota, Fungi, Glomeromycota, Glomeromycetes, Diversisporales, Gigasporaceae. The record is from the annotation of a GenBank genome assembly.
GGACAAUACAAAAUUCAACGACAUUAGCAAGCAAAGUGAAUUCAGCUGCCGGUACGGAAACAUCAUUUAAUUCUGUAACUACCCCUAAAAAUACCCAGAAAAAUACCCAGAAAAAUACCCAAAUAAAUACCCAGAUAGAUUCACAGAUAAAUUCACAGAUAAAUACUCAUAUAGCCACUCCAACUUCACCAAAAACUUCAGUUCAAAAUUCAAAUAAAAUUCUAAUUUCCUCAAGAAUUCUUUCUAUGACUUCAAAUUCCAACACACAAACUACAGAGUCUACUCCUUCACUCGCAAUUAAUGACAACUUGCCCGUGAAUGUCACUUCCAAUUCAUUAGUAAUUAUCAGUCCGACUACUACGUCUGUUCACUUUGAUACCAAAGCGGCCACAAUUGUUCAUCCAAUCUCAUCAAAUAGUCCUACGUCUAAUCCAUCUACUCCCGUGUCUAAGGCAUCCGUGACUGAUGCACCCCCUGCUCCCGUGACUAAUUCAUCCCCUACUAACGUACCCUCUGGAACUCCUUUUAAAAUACCAUCUUCUACUACAUCAAAGCCCAUUCAACAACAAGAUUCUACUCCAUUAGCAGCUGCCGGACCUUCAAAAACAACGACGCUUUUUCUUAGUACGACUAGUGUUAUUGCAGCAUUUACUACGGAAAUUACGACCACUAAUUCUAAUGGUGAUGCGACUGUAUUAGAAUCUAGCAUCCCAGCAACUACCGUUGUAGCUGGUUAUCAGGUAGUAACCGUCGUGCCAGACGUCGAUGAUCAAUCCGCUUUGUCUUCAGCAAAUAUUAUAAAAUUUAAUGCUGGCUCAAGUUUCUGGGGUGUUUGGUUAA